Molecule: messenger RNA, 2682 nt
Organism: Aspergillus clavatus NRRL 1
Lineage: Eukaryota; Fungi; Ascomycota; Eurotiomycetes; Eurotiales; Aspergillaceae
Exons: 12
Coding region: 1-2682 (893 amino acids)
Molecular function (GO): lipid binding
Source: RefSeq, a predicted model, not a curated record
AUGCCGUCCGGAGUGGUGAAUCGUCCAACCGAUCCUAAGCAGAAGGAGCAGGAUAUCAACCAGAAGCUGCAGCUGUUUGGGAUAUAUCAAGCUUUCAAGAAUGGCAAACUUCCAUCGAACAAGCAAUGCAAUGUCGCUUUGAACAGUGCCAUUAAAUCCAAAGCUCUCUCCUCACCGUCGAAUGAACUGUCCAGUGAGGGCCGAGUUCUGAUCCAGGAUCUCAGAAGCGUCAUCGAACAAGCCAAGAAGCUUAUCCUCAGCAAGAAUGAGGGCCAGUUACUACAGGAUUUUAUCUGGGAGGCUGAAAGAAUGGGUGUUGCCGACGGACCAGGAAAGCCCAAUGUGCCUGUCAGCAAGGAAUCAGCCCAGCAGGACAGUGAUAGAGCUGUGGAGGGCUUGAAGACCCUAGGAACUCUGCUGAUCACCAAUGGGGAGUUCAGAAAGCUCCUGAACGAUGCGAUGAUUAUUGCUCGUGAUAUGGCCGGUGAUGUGUCCCAGAAAGCCGCCAACACCCUCCGGCCUUCCCAGGAGCAACUCUCCCAAGUCGAUCAGCCGGCUGAGGAAAACGUCUGGCAUGAAAAGCCUGAUGUUUCAACAAGUCAGAUGAAGUCCCAGUUCCAGAGAAACAAGGAAGCUGCUCGUAACAAGGCUGGUGAUGUGGCAGGUACUGCUGCGCAUGCUGCAACCGGUGGCCAGGAUCCCACCGUCACUCGUGAUGUCGAUGUCCGCACUGGUGCUACGGCAGGCAUUGAAAAGGCCAAGGAGAAGAUCCCCGAGGAUGUCGCUCAGGAAUCUCGGGGCCGCGCUGAGGAGUUCAAAGAGCGGACCGGAACUUAUUUGUCGGAGAAGAUGCCUAAAGAGAGGCGCGAGCAAGCUAUCUGGCGCUUGAAGAAGAUGGUCCUGGAAAUUCAGGGACACCCCGAAUAUCAGCAAGCCGUCGGAACGUUGCUUUCCCUGGCUGAGAAGUAUGGCAACUACGCUAGAGAUACUUCUCAACAGGGCGCUGGAACAGUGGAGCAAGUACAGAGCAACAAGAAAGUCAGAACUAUGGAAACCAACCUCAGGAUCCUCGUUGAGCGAUUUGCUAAUAGCACCUCUCUGGAUGAUCUCUUCGAAUCUCUGGACAACAUCUACCGCGAGGCAGACAGAGACCCGGAACUCAGAGGAUGGUUCAAGAACGUGGACACCUUCCUCAGAAAAACUUUGCAGGAACAGGGCUACAUCAUGCAGGACGACUGUGACCGGGAAUGGGAGCGUCUGUACGAUCAUGGCCGCUAUCUGCUGCGCGAUCGCUACAAGGAUCAUACCGACCGCAUCCUCGAUGAGAUCAAGUUCAUCGGCGACCAGUUCAAUCAAGAUCCUCAGAACAGAGCCUUCAGAUUGGCCCUUGAGAGGCUGUUCAAUGAUCUGGGCCGGGAUGCCAACGGUAACGUUGCUUUCAAGAAGCAUCUGGCCAAGGACGUCAGGGAUGUCAUCCUGCCUUCGAUCUUUGAAAACGUUCGUUACGUGCCAGUGCCUCGCAUUGAGGUUUCCGAUCCCAUGGUGGAUAUGAUUGUGGAGAAUCUCGUCAUCGAAAGUGACAAUCUGAUGCCCAAUGUUGUGGAAUUCAGCAGUGACAAUUACUUCCGCUGGGGUCGGAAGAGUAUCAGCAGCAAGAAGGACAAUAAGAUUAUGAUUUCCGUAUCAGGUAUUCAAGCCGAUCUUAGAGAUGUCAGUUACUAUAUCAAGAAGAAGCAAGGUUUCCCCUCUCUCACAGAUAAGGGUAUCAUGGAUAUCUUCCUUGGAAACGAGGGCUUUGGUUUCAAGAUUGCGGCCUCGACAGCGCACCCAGAGGAUCGCCAGCACUUUGUCAAACUCGACAAGGUCACGGUGAAAAUCCACGACUUGAACAUCCGCCUGAAGAAGUCCAAGCACAAGAUCCUCUUUGCUCUCUUCAAGCCAAUGCUCUUGAACAUCGUUCGGCCUACUCUGGAGAAGGUGCUCGAAAAGCAAAUCCGUGAUGCCUUCGUCAAGGGUGAUGCGUUCGCCUUUGACGUCCAUCAGGAAGUCAUGCGAGCACAGCAAGCUGCCAAGCAGGAUCCAGCGAAUGCGCCAAACAUCUAUUCCCGCUACAUGGACACUGCGCGUGCCAAGAUGACGCAGACGAGACAAAAGGCCGAAGCCGUCGCUCAGCGUGAUACCAGAAUCAAGACGGUCACUACUCUUCACGACUCGAUGUUCCCUGACAUCAAGCUCCCUGGCGGUAUCUCUAGCAAGGCCACAGAAUACGCCGAGCUGGCUCGCAAGGGUGACCGCUGGGAGUCGCCCAUCUUCAGUAUCGGCAGCGCUGCGGAGUCCAAGGACAUUCCAAAGCUUGCAUCUAUCACUCGCAAGCCCCAUCAGACUGCCGAGGGCCGACUGAGAGAGCGGCCGGCCGAAGGCCAAUUCCAUGAGGGAGCCAACGGUCAAGCCACCAAUGGUGGCCAGGUCGGCGCGAACGGAUACGCGAAGACAUCCGGCUAUCCUUCUCGUGGGUUCGCGGAUGAGAUGUACCAAGCCUUCAGCGAUGGUCCCAAUGGCACUGCCAAGGGGACCGCUUUUGCUGCCGCCAACGGCACUAACAAUGGCGUUACAACAAAGGUGCCAGCAGACGGGCUGGCGGUCCGAGGCGAUCCUACUGCCUUCAACCCACAGACCGCGUGA